UGAACCAUAACGCGACGUCUUGAUUGGACGUUCAAACAACGGACACUCAACGUCUCAAUGUUUGCUGGGAUUUCUUUUCUAUCCAGUACAGCUCUGUGCUCUGUAUCCUCUGCAGUCUGCUUCAGCAAAGUGUAGGCAUCACUUCUCGUCCUUCCUUUGGUGCCCAUUCCGGCGUCAUGUGAAAAGGGUUCAUAGUGUUUCUCUCGCCCUAGACCGGGACCUCCUCCGUCUAGCUCAUUCGUCAGUGUCGAGACGUCUACUCGCCCCGGUUGUCCCGGUGGGGUAGUGCCCCUGUCCCCGGUUCAUCCCGCAUCCUUCGGCGUGCGGCGGAGCGGAGGAUGAGCGAGCAAGGGAAGGGCUCGGCACCCGCCUCUGCCGCGGCCGCGGCCCCAGGGUCGGAUACUUACAAAGGCUGGCUUUUUAAAUGGACCAACUAUUUGAAAGGGUACCAGCGGCGAUGGUUUGUCCUCAGCAAUGGCCUGCUCUCAUAUUACAGAUCGGUGGAUUUGUGUUUUAUGAGGAUAUGUGCACAGGGGACUGACAGGACGCAGGCAGAGAUGGCCCAUACGUGCCGUGGAACAAUCAACUUGGCCACAGCACACAUCGACACAGAGGACGCCUGCAAUAUUGUCCUGAGCAGUGGUGGCCGCACUUACCACCUGAAGGCUAGCACAGAAGUGGAGCGGCAGAGAUGGGUGACAGCACUGGAGUUGGCCAAAGCUAAAGCCAUCCGCAUGAUGAACGAUCAGUCUGAUGACUCGGGGGACGAGGAGCCUACAUCCCAGUCGGACCGCAGCGAGAUUCAGGGCACCCUGAAGAUACUCGUCAGCAAGCUUGAUGACCUCAGCACAUGUAAUGACCUGAUCGCCAAGCACGGGGCAGCCCUGCAGCGUUCCCUGAGUGAGCUCGAGGGUCUGAAAGUCCCUGUGGAAGGAGGGGAGAAGAUCAAGGCAGUCAAUGAGCGAGCCACCCUCUUCCGCAUCACUUCCAAUGCUAUGAUCAAUGCGUGUCGAGACUUCUUGGACCUAGCAGAGACUCACAGCAGGAGAUGGCAGAGGGCGCUGCAGUAUGAGCGAGAGCAGCGUAUCCACCUAGAGGAGACCAUUGAGCAGCUAGCCAAGCAGCAUAACAGCCUGGAGCGAGCGUGGCGAGAAGCACCCACGCUUGUUUCCACCACACCCAGUGCCCCUACUGCCAACAAGGGAGGGAGUGAGAGGCUGCACAAAGAAGAGGCGAGUGAUGAAGAUGAGAAUACUGAGUACUUUGAUGCCAUGGAGGAUUCCCCUGAAUUUAUCACAGUGACUGCCACUGAGAACACACAGCACAGGCGAUCUCAGAGUAAUUUGAGCGGAGCGAGCGGAAGUCAGCCCAAUCACUGGAACCAGGACGAUCAUAUGUCUCCAAGCUGUAAUGAUGUGUUAGGGAAGGAGCUGCAGCCCCGCAGACAGAGACGGACUCAUGUCCCAGACAAGCCCAACUACUCCCUCAAUUUGUGGAGCAUCAUGAAGAACUGCAUUGGCAAGGAGCUCUCCAAAAUCCCCAUGCCUGUUAACUUCAACGAGCCUCUGUCGAUGCUACAGCGCCUCACAGAAGACCUGGAGUAUCAUGAGCUUCUGGACAAGGCAGCACGUUGCGACUCCUCCCUGGAGCAGAUGUGCCUGGUCGCUGCCUUCUCCGUCUCGUCCUAUUCCACCACGGUCCACCGAACAGCCAAGCCCUUCAACCCCCUCCUGGGCGAGACCUACGAGCUCGAUCGACAAGAGGAGUUUGGCUACCGCUCGCUGUGUGAGCAGGUGAGCCAUCACCCCCCUGCAGCUGCACAUCAUGUGAUUUCCCAACGAGGCUGGACCCUGUGGCAGGAAAUCACCAUCGCCAGCAAGUUCCGUGGCAAAUACCUCUCCAUAAUGCCUCUGGGUGCUAUUCACCUACAGUUCCACUCCAGUGGGAACCACUAUGUGUGGAGAAAGGUCACCUCCACAGUGCACAACAUCAUUGUGGGCAAGCUGUGGAUUGACCAGUCAGGGGACAUUGAGAUUGUGAAUCACAGGACAAAGGAGACCUGUCAACUCAAAUUCUCUCCCUACAGUUAUUUCUCCAGGGAUGUUCCACGGAAGGUGACAGGUAUGGUGGCAGACAGUGAAGGCCAGGCUCACUACAUUCUCUCUGGUACGUGGGAUGAUAAAAUUGAGAGUGCCAAGAUCAUUCAGAGCAGCCGAGGGGGCAGUGGAUCAGAGGGCAAGCAGAAGACGGUCUAUCAGACGUUGUCCCCCAAACUGCUGUGGAAGAAAUACCCUCUCCCGGAGAACGCUGAAAACAUGUACUAUUUCUCAGCGCUGGCACUAACCCUGAACGAGCCGGAGGAAGGAGUGGGACUGACCGACAGCCGUCUGAGACCAGACCAGAAGCUGAUGGAGGAAGGGCGAUGGGAUGAGGCAAACUCAGAAAAACAGAGGCUAGAGGAGAAACAAAGAGCCGUGAGGAGGAGGAGGGAAGCGGAAGCCUCAGACGCUGUGGAUGAAGAGUGUGAUUAUGACUCUGGUAAAGAAUACGAAGGCUACCAGCCGUUGUGGUUUCACCAGAGGAGAGAUUCAGUUACUGGAGAGACAAACUUUGUGUACAACGGAGGUUACUGGGAGGCGAAGGAGAGACAGGACUGGAGCAUGUGUCCUAACAUCUUCUAACCCAGGAACUCUGCCAGGAUCACUCCUAACCUCAUCGGACAGGGAACUGCUCUGCCUCUGGUCCUUCAGCAAUGGGGCUUAUCUGGCUUAUGAGCACCAUGUGGACCUUUUAUUGAGCAUGAGAAUGUGUAUGUUUCACACACUCUCGGAUUACCUCCAAAUGUACACUCUCACUCUGUUUUUACUAUCGAGAAAAAGAAGGGGCGUUCCCUGAGUCUUUGACACUAUACUGAAACAGCACUGAGAUCAUGUGUGGAUGUGAGGUGGUGUUGGAGUUGUAACACCACACAAUAAAGGCACCUGCACACUCCUGAAAUCAGGUGCUUGAUAAAUCUAA
Molecule: messenger RNA, 3018 nt
Organism: Perca fluviatilis (European perch)
Lineage: Eukaryota; Metazoa; Chordata; Actinopteri; Perciformes; Percidae
Gene: osbp2b
Product: oxysterol binding protein 2b
Exons: 16
Coding region: 339-2681 (780 amino acids)
Cellular component (GO): membrane; cytosol; intracellular membrane-bounded organelle
Molecular function (GO): cholesterol binding
Source: RefSeq, a predicted model, not a curated record